CCCAGAGUGCAGCGGGGUGGCGAGGGAAGGCAGGGGGGAAGGGACAGUCGGUCGCAGACCGCGCUGGGUUGCCGCCGCCGCCGCUGCCGCCAUCGUGCCAGCCCCUCGGAGACCUAAAGGUCAGUGAAGGCUGAUGCUCAGUGGGCGAGAGGUCAUCAAGGUCAUUUCUGCUCCUCGAGGAGCCUGGCCUCAGUCAGCCUGCGGACUGUUGGGGUGAAGCAGGAGAUGGCGUGGUCAGCGGCCCUCUUGGAAGAACUGUAGGAGAAGCCGUCAUGAAGGUCUCAACGAGGCCGGGUGACGCUCCAGAAUGGGAGACAAGCCAAUUUGGGAGCAGAUUGGAUCCAGCUUCAUUCAACAUUACUACCAGUUAUUUGAUAACGACAGAACCCAACUAGGCGCAAUUUAUAUUGACGCAUCAUGCCUUACGUGGGAAGGACAGCAGUUCCAGGGGAAAGCUGCUAUUGUGGAGAAGCUGUCUAGCCUUCCGUUCCAGAAAAUCCAGCACAGCAUCACGGCACAGGACCAUCAGCCCACGCCAGAUAGCUGCAUCAUCAGCAUGGUUGUGGGCCAGCUCAAGGCUGAUGAAGACCCCAUCAUGGGGUUCCACCAGAUGUUCCUCUUAAAGAACAUCAACGAUGCUUGGGUUUGCACCAAUGACAUGUUCAGGCUUGCCCUGCACAACUUCGGCUGACCUCCUCCCAGCCAGGCACUCAUGCUGUUUCCUCCUCCCUCCUCUUCCUGAUACUAUUCACACUCCUCCAGAUGCUCCAAAUAUCAUACACAAACGAGCAGGGCCGCGGUGGGAGCGGGUGCAGUGCGCUGCUGCUACCGAGGUAUUGUGCAUGAUGUUUGGAUGCUAGACUAGUUGCAUCUGACAGGAGAAGUUUGUGUUGUACCAGCGCAUGCCUUGGAAAGACUUAAGUAAUGCAAAAGGUUGUCUUUUUUUUUUUUUUUUUUUUUUUUUUAAUCUACUGACAAGUUGCUCUAGUAACCCAAAGAAGUGAAGGAGAAAGCAGCUGCCUCACCGCCCGAUAUUGAUUUGUUCGGAUGUUUCAAUGCCUCAUGAUACAAUAAAACCACAAAAUUUUCUUAACAGUUUAAAUUGUUUUAAUUAGUUUAAUAGUUGGCUGGGCAUCAGUAAUCACCUUGCCCCUUUGGCUCUCUCAUGUCUCACCUUCCCACCUUCCCCCCAACUCAGCAAUACCUGUGGCAAAGAGAAAACUGCUGAAGCGGCAUUCCCAGCUAGCUUCUCUCAGAAGCCCUGUAGGGCAUAAUAUUCCCCACCUCAGCCCCACUGGGCUUGGAAAACCGAGCUGCAGACAGCUCAGGUCCAGCCCGAAGCUUCCUCUGCCCCGGAGCCUUUGCAGUCAGUUCUGACAACUCCUACAUUGUGUAGGAUCGGGCCUCUGGUAAUAGAAAUGAUCUAGAAUCCCCCUGAAAGUGACUCAUCAGGUUCAGGUGCUCUGGACUGAGGCCUCAGCAAAACUACCCUAUGGUUUUGAGGGAGAGGGUCCUGUUUGACCCCCCAGAAUGACCCCCCCGGAAUGGUCAGGAUCACAUCCAGGGUGCCCCAUAAACCCUAAGCCAAGCAGAGGGCAGCUCAGAUUUUGUACCACCUACUUUGGAUGUCAUUGCCCAGAGGUGAGUGCCCAGAACACCCAGCCUCCAUUGCCCACAGAGCAAGGCCCAGUUGGGUUGGAGUAUCGACUUAAGAGUUAAUGAAAGUCUGAGUUUGAGGGAUUUGUGCUCUGGGAUUUCUCACCCCUCAGACCUCUCCAAGGCAUCUCUAGGCCUCCUGCUUCCUCCCUCACCAUACACACACCUUCACAUUGUCUUCAAGUCCCAGGAAAUCUUAACUAUUGGGGCAGUUUCUGCUUCUCAAUUUGGGGAACAGAGGCCUUGCCCAUUGCAGAACUAGCCCUUGAGCCCUGAGACCUCUGGUGGUAUAAGCCUGGUGGCAAGAUAGCAAUCAGAAGCUAGAACCAACCCAGGUCUUGGGCUGGUGCGCUCUUAGGGGUUUCAGGAUUGGCGAGGGCGUCACAGUUAGGCAGACCACAAAUUGAGAUUUCAGUGGGACUGAUUUAGGAUGCUGUGUGUUUGGGGAGUGGCGUUUGUGAGAGAGGUAGAUGCCUGGUGCCUCUUAAACCACCCUGUAUUCUGCAAUACAGCUUCUUCCAUGUACCUGUGCCUGAAAUUUCUGCAAUAAAGAGGUGUUUGUAAA
Molecule: messenger RNA, 2221 nt
Organism: Lontra canadensis (Northern American river otter)
Lineage: Eukaryota; Metazoa; Chordata; Mammalia; Carnivora; Mustelidae
Gene: NUTF2
Product: nuclear transport factor 2
Exons: 6
Coding region: 308-691 (127 amino acids)
Biological process (GO): protein import into nucleus
Cellular component (GO): nuclear pore central transport channel
Source: RefSeq, a predicted model, not a curated record